Messenger RNA from Portunus trituberculatus (swimming crab), 3227 nucleotides. Its product is annotated as probable E3 ubiquitin-protein ligase HECTD2. NCBI's taxonomy places the organism in Eukaryota, Metazoa, Arthropoda, Malacostraca, Decapoda, Portunidae. The record is from RefSeq and is a predicted model, not a curated record. Gene Ontology annotation, molecular function: ubiquitin-protein transferase activity.
CUCCUCCUCCUCCUCCUCUUCUUCCUCCUCCUCCUCUUCUUCUUCCUCCUCCUCCUCCUCCUCCUCUUCUUCCUUUUCUUCUCGCACCAGUUUGAGGAAGAUAUUUUGAUAAGAGAAGCAAAAAUGAAGCAAAAACAGACGAUAAUAAAGAGGAAAAUUAAAAGAAACAUGAAGACUCGUUAGAGAUGGCCAGGUGUAUCUAGCCAGCGAGCCUUCACUCCUCUUAACACCCUUACACUACAUGGCGCCUCUCAUCUAACCCUUCUAAUAGUGGAGGGGGAGGAGGAGGAAGGGCAGGGAGUGGAGAGAAAAUUACCUCCACUUCAAGCUCCACGUGGAGGUGCGGAGGGAGGGAAUCGGAGGAGAGGGAGAGGUGAGAGAAGGAAGAAAAGUUUCGAAGAGGGUAAUGAUGACUGGUGUGGCAAGAUGGCGACCGAGUGGCAACAGCUGAGAGAGGAACUGCUCACGCCAAACACUCUUGUCUUGCAGCGGCUGUCAGGAGUGGUGAACCUCAUGGAUUCCCUGUCAGAGUCCCUCCUUCAGAGCCAGGGCGGCCUCACCUGUCCGUCCUGCAAAGUGACGGUGGAGGCCUCUGGUGGGCGGCUGCGGCAGAUGUGUCCUUACUGUGGAAACUUCUACAACAUGGCGUCCAAUACUGAUGUGAGGCUCAGGCGAGGCAGGGAAAUCAGGGUGGAGCUGCCCCAUAUUGACGUGGACGGCAGAUCAAGAAUAAGCAACCUCGGGAAUUUGAUGUUGGGUCGCCUUGGUGGUCUGCUCUUCCAGGACACGACCACCACCACCACCACCACCACCACCACCACCACCACGACCACCACCACCACCACCACCACCACUAAUGACACCAACAACAACGACAUGAACGACAACACCAACAACAACAACAACGACAAUGCAGUUACCGCCACCAUUUCCAUCACCCCCAGCAGUAGUAGUAGUAGCAGUAGUAGUAGCAGUAGUAGCAGUAGUAGUAGGAGUAGUGGCAGUGAGGAAGGACGUCUAGGAUUGCUAAGGAUGGGGGACACCACAGGGCCUUACAGGAUCGGCUCUGGCAGUUCCUUACCUCCUAUCCGCCAACAAGAGGUGCAGAGUCGCCGCAGCAGCCUCGCCUCUGUGUCAAGGAGGGGGUCAGGCAGCCUCCGGUCAGCGAGGAGUGAAGAGAGGCUCCACGAGAAUGAUAACGCUACCACCACCAGCCAGCGCCCUGUCUACCCCGCCAGGACGACCAGACGCGAGGACUUCAUGCAGGAGGUGCGGAAGACGAAGGAGAGCAAACAGUAUGCAGAGAUGAAGAAGUUUUAUUUUGACACUUUUGAAUCCUAUGCCAGUAUCUGCGCCACGUUCAAGCGUGACCCUGACCAGGACGGCGCGAGGGCGGACGACCCUGGCUUAAAAAUGGAGCUUGUUUACACUGUGCACGACUCCAUACGUGAAAUGCCCUCAGUGGUCCACAAGCACUUCCUGAAGGCGGUGAUCAACGCACUACUGCAGGAGAGGCCGCACCUGUUCAGCAAGGAUCGAGUGAGGGCGCUGUUUGUCAUCCUGCAGACCCCAGUGUUCCUAACCCAGUCAUCCUACACUGUGUUGGCCCACGUGCUCAGAAACAUCACUGCUCUAACCAACGGAGACCACCAGCUGCUUGUGUCGUGGUUCAGAGUCCUGGAGGUGUCGCGGCUGAGGAUGUUGGUGGGGAUCAUCAUUCAGUUCAUCACCGUGAGACAGUUCCCGCCACCUGACCGCUCACUGCCUCCCCUCAGCAAGAGUAAAUGGUGGAUUCCGACAGCCACGCGUGUUCUUGCCAUCCUGUACGCCAGCAACACCUCGGGGCAGCCUCCUUUGCUCCAUUACACUGAAUUCUACAACCACGCCCUUGACCACCUGGACUUGAUGGGAGAGUAUAAGCUAUGGCAGGUUCCGGACAAACCUGAUUCCUUCUCCUUCUGCCAGUAUCCUUUCAUCCUAUCCAUCGUGGCCAAGAGACACAUCCUAACUAAGGACGCCGAGCAGCAGAUGAUCCUGACGGCGCGGCGCUCUCUGGUAGCUAAGGUCGCGCGCCACCAGCCUCCGCAGAUUGACAUUUUCUUCCUGAACAUCCACGUCAGAAGGAACUACUUGGUGGAGGACUCGCUGAAGGAGAUAGCAGCCAAGAAGAGAGACCUGAAGAAGAAGUUAAAAGUGACGUUUGAAGGAGAGCCUGGGUUGGACAUGGGCGGACUGACGAAAGAGUGGUUCAUGCUACUCAUUAAACAGAUCUUCAAGCCUGAGAAUAAGAUGUUUGUGUACCACCCCACCAAGAGGCUGUACUGGUUCUCCAUGAGUCAAGAGGGGAACCUGAGAGAGUAUAACCUCAUUGGAGUUCUCAUGGGCCUGGCUGUCUAUAACUCCAUCAUUCUCGACAUCCACUUCCCUGCCAUCUGUUAUAGGAAGCUGCUAAGCCCCCCAGUGGUCCCGGCCUACGAGCAUGUGGCGGUGGGCGUGGCUAAGAUACCUUCCUUAGAUGACUUCGGGGAGAUCAUGCCGGAGGUGGCCCACGGACUGCAGGAGCUACUUAAGUACGAAGGGGAUGUGGAGGAGGACAUGUGCUUGACGUUUCAGGUGUCUCUGGAGGAGUUUGGCCUGCCUCGCACCUUUAACCUGAAGGAGCAGGGGGACUGUCUGCCGGUCACCAACAGCAACAGAGAGGAGUUUGUCAGGCUGUAUCUUGACUGGAUACUGAACACUGCCAUCUAUGAACAGUUCAGGGCGUUCUAUCUGGGGUUCCACACUGUCUGCGCCUCCAAUGCUCUUAUUAUGCUGCGGCCGGAGGAGGUGGAGAUGCUGGUGUGUGGAUCGCCGCGCCUUGACUUGAACGAGCUACGGAAGGUGGUGGACUAUGAUGGAUACACGCCCGACCACCCCACCAUGAAGUGGUUCUGGGAGGUGGUGAGCGAGAUGCCGGUGGGUCAACAGAAGCUAUUCCUGCUGUUUACCACGGGGAGCGACAGGAUCCCAGUAGGCGGCAUGGGGGAGAUGGUGUUCAAGAUAUCCUGUUGGAAGGGACACACGCACAUGCUCCCUCAGGCCCACACGUGCUUCAAUCAGCUGGUCCUUCCGCCCUACACUUCCAAGGAGGUCCUCAAGAAUAAACUCUAUAUUGCCCUGGCUAAUGCUGAGGGCUUUGGACUGGAGUAGAGAGAGGGAGAGGGAGAGGGAGAGGUGAAGAGAGAGAG